Plasmodium malariae is the source of this 1251-nucleotide messenger RNA. Its product is annotated as merozoite capping protein 1, putative. The record is from RefSeq and is a predicted model, not a curated record. Gene Ontology annotation, cellular component: cytoplasm. The transcript has 3 exons. Gene Ontology annotation, biological process: cell redox homeostasis; cellular response to oxidative stress. Lineage: Eukaryota; Apicomplexa; Aconoidasida; Haemosporida; Plasmodiidae. The coding region runs from base 1 to 1251 and encodes 416 amino acids. Gene Ontology annotation, molecular function: thioredoxin peroxidase activity.
AUGAUAGAAAACACCAAGUUAGCAGACGAAGUUUUAAACAUUGCGUUGUUAAACCAAAAGAAUGAACAAACGAACCUGCAAACUGAGGUUGAGAAGCAUAAGGACUUGAACGGUAUUGUCCUUUUCAUGUACCCCAAAGCCGAUACACCUGGAUGUACAGAACAGGCUAAACUUUUUAAAGAAAAGUAUGAAGAAUUCAAAAGCAACAAUUACGCUGUUUACGGAUUAUCUGCAGACAGUGCUGAGGAUCAACUCAAGUGGAAGGAUAAACUCGAACUGCCAUUCGAGUUGCUGUGCGAUGUUGAUAAAAAGUUGAUGAAGGAACUUGGAUGUUUGAAGGAUGACGAGAAAAUAGCCAGAUCCCAUUUAGUAAUAAAGAACGAUUUCAUUGUGUCCUUUAUCGAAACUGGAGUAAAGCCAAGUUUAUCUGCUGCCAAUGUUAUGACUUUUAUUACGAAAGGUGAAAAGGAUAUCGAGGCAGAAGAAAAAGAAACAAAUGCAGAAGGUGGUGCAGUUAAUGAUGAAGUUACAGGAGAAGGAAAGGAUGAAGUUAAUGGGGAUGUAAAAGAAGAAGGAAAAGAAAAUGAUGAAACAAAUGAAGAGAAAGGAGGAAAAGGAUCGGAUGAUAAUAAAGCUAAUGAAAAUGAAAAGAUAAAAAAAUCAACAGCUACAGGAGGAGGAACAGGUGGAGGAAAAAAUAAAAAUGCAAAUGUUGGAGAUAUGAAAAUGAAGAAAAAAAGCUCAAAAAAGAAAAGUAGUGCUGGUAAUAAUAGUCAUAAUAAUAAAAAUAAUAAAGUAGUUAAAAAAGGUUCUAAUGUUAAAAAGGAAGUCAAGAAAAAGCUGAUUAACAAAGCACAUAAGAAGAAUGAAAAUAAAAAAGGAAAAAAUAAACUCGCUAAAGGAAAGAUGGUUAAUGGAAAAAAAGAGAUGAAAAAAAAAUCGAAUGUUAAAAAAGAGGAUAAAAAGAAAAAUAAAAAUAAUCAUAAAAAAAAUGUAAACACAAAAGACAAAAAAAAAAACAGUGGUAAAAAUGAUAAAAAAAAUAAAUUAAAAAAUAAAGGUACACAACAAAAAAAGCAGUUAAACAACAAGGGAGCAAAUAAGAAAAUAGUUAAGUCAAAAGAUGCAAAUAAAAAAAUAGCCAACAAAAAAGUAGACAAAAAAAAGGAACAAUUCAACAAAAAAAAUAUCAAAAACAAAAAUAUUAUGAAAAGUAAUAAGAAGGUGAAAAAAUUGAUAAAGAAAAAGUGA